UCCUUCAAUAAUAGCCCAACACACCCACCCCACGUCUCCUCAUCAGCCUUAUCUGCACACUUAUCUAAUCACCCUAAGCUCCAGGUGUUCAAAGGAUGUGGGUCUACCCCAGUCUUACCCAAUCCUCCUCCUCCUCUCACAACUGGUUUCGCAUAUAAUUCCCUCAUAAUUUCGCUGUGAGGUGCAGGCCGGGCGAGGCAGGGCGAGGCAGGACAGCACCCGAGGCAGGCCGGGUGACCCAUGUGAGGGCGGCAGCUCCCUGUGGCCGCGCUGAUGCAUUGGUCUGGACACGCCACCUCUCACUCUGCAUGUGAUGGAUAAACUACCUCAGUUCCUACCAGACCUGGAGGCACCGCGGUCACUGGUGAGUCGGCCAGCUGUGCUGGGCGUGGCUGCCGGCUUCCUGGUGCCCGUACUCAUCCCAUUCUUCCACCUGGGCAUCAUUUCACACCUCUGGGAUGAGUUCAACUACAAGGUGGACACUCAUGGCUGCUCCUGCUCCUGCUGGGACACUGUUUUCAAAGGCAUUUAUGAGCGAGGGCCAGCUGGGUACAAGCAUGUUUACUUCAACGUGACCCCAAACACUCUCAAGAUCUGGGUGGUGACAGUGCUGGUGGUGCUGCUGAGCUACGAGGCAGUCAAAAGGGUGGUGAGGCUGUACCUGUGUCGGGAGGCACGUCUCUCCAUGGCGGUGCUGUUUGUGAGCAGUGUGUACCCUCACUACUACUCCUGGUGGUCUUACUUCAACUAUUGGAAUGAUGAUUUUUAUAGCCAGUGGAACCAUCAGCUCUUCUUCUCCCUCACGGAGCUUGCCUCCACCCUGGCUGUCGUCCUGCUGGUGGAUAAGAAUGUAAGUGUGACGCCGAGCCGUGCUCUCAUCAUCAUCGACAUCGCAGUCCUGCACAUCGUCACCUCAGGGUUCGACCAGUUUGUCAGCAAUGUGGUGCAGGGCAAUGGGAGGCUUCACCAGGUUCUCCGCGACGUGUUCUUCAUGGUGCCAGACUUGCUACAUGUGUCCCUGCCGAUGGUGGAGCUGAAGCGGCUAGCACUGUCUCGGAACCUGCCCACCACUCACCUCAUCUCUAACAAGGAGUUCUUCUCUUCUGUGGCUUUUGUGGCAGGUGGCUGGGUCCUCUGCAUGAUGCUGUAGCGGCCAGGCUGGGAGAAAGGUACAAGUUUGGUGGGUUAAUAUAUCUCAGUUUAAGGGUUUGGGAAAGUACUUAUUUACUUGAUAUUUUGUUAGUGUUGAUAGAAACUGCUGUGAGAAAAGUACUGGUUUGAUGGCUUAGUGUCUCAGUACUAAGGUCAUUUUGGGUUCACUGUGUUUUGGGAAGUGCUCAUUCACUUCACAUUUCCCUAGAGUGUUGAUAGGAACUGCUGGAAGGAAAGUACUGAUUUCAUGUGUUAAUGUGUCAAUAUAAGGGUCAUUUUAGGUUCAUGUGGCAGCUAGGGAGUGAAUAAUAGUACCCAUUAACUCAGUAUUUUCCUACUGUUGAUAGAAGGCUGCUAGAAAAAAAGGUACCGGUUUAGUGUAUUAACAUGCUACGAUGCUAUGGAGUUUUUGGGGUUCAUUGCCUAACUGGUGAAUUAAAUAAUUGCAUACAUUUGGAAAAUUACCCAUUCACUUGAUGUUUUCUUAGCGUUAUACAUGCCUGCUAGGGGAAAAGUACUGAUUUGAUGUGUUAAUUUGUCAAUAUAGGAGUUAUUUUAGGUUCAUUUGGCAGCUGGUGAGUGAAUAAUAGCAUACGUUUGGAAAAAUACCCAUUCACUUGUUGUUUUCCCCACAGCAAUGAGUCAGGUGCUGGAGCUUGAGGCAGUGAGAGAUUAGAAAUAUACCCAGAACUGAAAAUGUUUAUAUAGAAAAGCUUAAGUCAGUCAGUAAAGGCCUUGAAAUGCAUUUAGUACUGAAAACAUUGAUAUAGAAAACUUGAUUGAGUCAGUGAUAGAAAUGCACUGAAUACUGAAAACAUUAUGCAUAGAGAAGCUUGGAUAAGUCAGUAAAGAGCUUGAAAUAUGUUUAGUACUGAAGAAUAUUGGUAUAGAGAAGCUUGAAAGUACUGAAGCCAUAGAUUUAUAAAGAAGCUUGAGUGAGGCAGUGAUAGGUUAGAAAUGUGUUUAGUAUUGGCAACACUGAUACAUAGAAAAGCUUGAGUAAGUCUGUGAAAGCCUUGAAACUAACCUAGCACUUGAAAACACUGAUAUAUAGAAAAGCUUUGAAACUAACCUAGCAUCUGAAAACACUGAUACAUAUACUGAAGUUUAAAGGGUUUGUAAUGCAUGUACAGAAAAGCUUGAUUAAGUCAGUGAAAGUUUUUGAAACUGACUUAAGAUAUACAGAAGCUUGAGUGAGUAAAGGAUUUGUAAUGCAUCAGUGUAAUGUUGAGUAUUGAUUUUAUACUUACACUCUUCUCUGGAUGAAACACAGUCUUGCUUCCUGUGCCUCUUCUGUGAGUAUGGAGGAUGAUGCUUAGUUUGGCAAGUGUGUCUUAGUUUGGCCAGUGCUGUCUUAGUUUGUCAAGUGCUGUGUCGUCUCUGUCAGGCUGCUGUGGCAUCUGACAAUGCAAGUUCCUCAUGGUUCUCUUACACAGCAAAUAAAAUCACCCAGCAGACAGGCAAGGCAUCCCACAAGUGCAUCUGUUGCUCGUGUUUAAGUUUCUCCCAUGAAUGAUGAACGUAUUCCAUGACAUUUUCAUGUUGGUCACCAGAUUUGUGGCUCAUGUGGCCUCCCUUACUUUUUCUCAUUUUCUUGCGCCAAGAGCAGGUUUAUGAGGGCUCAAAGUCACUGGCUGUGGAAUGUCUGGCUUGGAAUUGGAUGCAGGAGAAAGAAAAUUGCAUGUCUUACAGUCACAACAGUCACAGAGACACUGGUCGUGGGAAAUUUGGCUCAGAAUCAGACACAGAAGAAGAAAAAUUAUGUCUUGCCAUUACGACAGUCACAGAGACACUGAGUAAGGGUGCAGUAGUCGUGUGAAGGCUUAGGACUCACCCUGAUAAAAAAUCACCUUACAAACUUCAAAAUGAGAGCGGGGAAAAUGCGACCAGAAAAACCUGUUACCCUCCCUUUAUCAUGGAACUGGAGAAACCUAUUACCUGCCCUUUAAAGGAUAAUAGAGGUGUUGUCUUGCCCACCCAUCACUGCUGCACCUAACCUAAAGACCAGACUCCACAAAAAUUCUUUAGCGUUUAUACUUUUCACGAGUGACUGAAGCACUUGGGACGACUUGCGGAGAGUGCUUGGUUUUACUUUACGCAUUCUCCACCUUCUUCUUUCAAUGGCACGGUACAAGAUGCUGUGUCUCGCGUCCAGAGGAAAUAUAUCCGUCCAAGACUCAUGACCAAUGCGCCCCAAACACAAACGCUCCCUUCAACCCUCAGCUGCAAACACACAUCAAUCUUGCAAACUUGUGUGUGUGUGUGUGUGUGUGUGUGUGUUGGUUAGUGAUGGUGUGUCCUUGCCUAGUGUGUGUGUGUGUGUGUGUAUUGCAGAUCUAUUGAACCUUUGUCAUGUACUAAAGGUUCUGCAAAGUUUUUUUGUUUUUAUGUGGUUCCUGAGUCCUGUGCAUUCAAUAAUAUGUGAUUUUUUGCUAUAAAUUGAUACUGUUUCAUUAGAUAUUGAUUGGAAUUUAUUUUGUAGGGGAGACAGCCUUGGUAUAUGUAUGUAUGUACCUGUGUAUGUAUGUUAGAUCUUAUUGUGUUCUAUAUUUGUGUGAGGUUGAGUUUUGCUUUGCACAUAUCAGUAGUGUUCUUCAGGUUGACUCAAGAGUGUAUCAGCGAGUGUGAAGAUAACACUCAGUAGGCCACGUUAGGUUAGGUCAGGUUAGGUCCGAGUCAGCACACAUUUCUUUUAAUAGAGCUUAUCAACACAACACUCAGUAGAUCAAGAUAAUUCGGGUUAGGUUAGGUUUGAGUUAAGACACAUUAUUUUGAAGAGCUUAUCAGCGCUAACACAGAAGACUGAAUAGAUCAAGAUAAUUCAGGUUAGGUCAGGUUUGAAUUAACACACAUUACUUGUAACAGAAUGCUCAAUUGAUCAAGUUAAUUCAAGUUAGGUUAGAUUAGGUUAGGUUUGUUUUAAGCUAUCAUAAAUUACUUUAAACACAGCUUAUCAACACAUAACACUCAAUAUAUCAUGAUAAUUCAGGUUAAGUUUGAAUAAGCACACUACUUUUAAUAAAAGACUUAUAAGAUCAAGUUAAUUUAGGUUAGGUUAGGUUUGAGUCAGUGCACAUUACGUUAAACACAGCUUAUCAACACAGAACACUCAAUCGAUCAAGUUUAUUCAGGUAAGGUUAGGUUUGAGGGUUGAAUUAGCACACCACUUUUAACAGAACACUCAUAAGAUCAAGUUAACUUAGGUUAUGUUAGGUUCAAGUCAGUACACAUUACAUAAAACACAGCUUAUCAACACAACACUCAAUAGAUCAAGUUAACUUAGGUUUGGUUAGGUUUGAGUCAGCACAUAUUACAUAAAACACAGCUUAUCAACACAACACUCAAUAGACCAAGUUAACUUAGGUUUGGUUAGGUUUGAGUCAGCACACGUUACGUAAAACACACCUUAUUAACACGGGACACUCAAUAGAUCAAGUCAAUUUAGGUUAGGUUCGAGUCAGCACACAUUACGUUGAACACAGCUUAUCACCACAGAACACUCAAUAGAUCAAGUUUAUUCAGGUUAGGUUAGGUUUAAGUCCACACACAAUACUUUUACCAGAGCUUACUAACAUGGAUCAAGGGAUGAGUGUGGGUCAGCGUCAGGUAACUGAUGAGUCUCACAGGCACAGGUAUUGCUUCUUGGAAAUCUCACCUGCAUCUCAACAAGAAAUCUCAAAAGAAAUAGGAGUGUUGUGUUUUCAAAUGUAUUGUAAGAAGGUGUCUGGAAAUAUAGGAGUCUUGUUUUAAGUGUUACAUUCUUAAUUGUACCACAAGAAAGUGAAUAAAAUUAAAUAGUCUUGUUUUGAGUGUCAUGUUCUCAGUUGCAUCUCAAGAAAGCAGCUAAAAUAAAUUAUGUCUCGUUUUUAAGUGUUACAUCUUCAGCUGCAUGCCAAGGAAGUGUCAAAAUUAAAUGUAAGUCUUUGUUUGGAAUGUCAUGUUCUCAAUUGCAUCUCAAGAAAGAAUGUAAAAUUAAAUCGUCUUGUUUUUAAAUGUUAUAUUCUUACUUGUAUCUCAAGAAAUGGUUCAAGAUCAAAUAGUUGGCCUGUGAUGGUAAUUUGAUAAUGUCAAGUAAUUUAUUCAGAUCAUUUCUCCCUCGGGUUGUAUGUAAAAUAUGGUGUUUUUUUGUGUAAUUUAUGUAUUUUCGUCAUUGUUUUUUAAUAUUCCUGGUGAAACAUUAAUUAAUUGUAUUACUGUUUCCCCUCAGCUUGUGUGUAAAUUUUGGUGUAUUUUCAUGUAAUUUACUUGUCUUAAUUGGUUUUGUGUAAUUACCAGUGCAAUGUUAAUUAAUUGUAUGAAAGUGAUGAUUUCUUGGUGUUUCCCCUUAUCUUGUAUGUCAAUUCUGGUGUAUUUUCAUGCAAUUAACUUGUCUUGAUCAGUUUUUUUGCAUAAUCAUUACUGGUUCACGGUCGAUUAAUUGUGUGAAGAUCAUUUUUUUUUCUUGUUUGUUAUUGGAUUUGUAUUGAUAAGCAAUUUCUCAGGACCAAGAGUAUUAUGAAUAAUGAAAUUUUUGUGUGAGGGAAAACUAGAUACUGGAGAACAUAUUAGAUUCAUGUGUGUGUGUGUGUGUGUGUGUGUGUGUGUGUGUGUGUGUGUGUGUGUGUAAUAUAUUAAACACAGCACAAAAAGGAAAAAAAGACUAAUGAAGAGAAGACAAUACAAAUACUGUAAAGAAUUGGCACAUUGGUAACUCAUCUCUCUCUCUCUCUCUCUCUCUCUCUCUCUCUCUCUCUCUCUCUCUCUCUCUCUCUCUCUCUCUCUCUCUCUCUCUCCUCUCCUCUCCUCUCCUCUCCUCUCCUCUCCUCUCCUCUCCUCUCCUCUCCUCUCCUCUCCUCUCUCUCUCUCUCUCUCUCUCUCUCUCUCUCUCUCUCUCUCUCUCUCUCUCUCUCUCUCUCUCUCUCUCUCUCUCUCUCUCUCUCAUAACUUUAUACCAACCAACACAAGCACAUAAAUAUAUCAAACACAAAGCACAAAAAGAAAAAAUGCUUGAUGUUUGUUUUUAAUGAGGAGAAAAAAAUGAAAAAAUUGUGCAUAAACUUAUAUAUAUUUUUUUGUAUCUAACUUCUUUGUGAUCUUAAAUGAGCUGAGUGUCGCAUUUAUCAAUCUGUGUUUCCCUACUGAAUGUGUAUGCAAUGUUAAUCCUUCCUCUACACAGCUGUACCAUUCCAGUGUGUUUUUUAUUAGUGUGUGAGCUUGAGAGAUUCUCCAUUGGUGCUCUGUACAGCUGUAAUGAGUGUAGCAUAUAGGGGGUGAAAGAGUGGAAGAUAUUGGUUAACUCUUGCAUAAGAUAAAGGGGCAGAAUAGGGGUGAAAGAUUGAGAAUACUAGUUAACUCUUGCUUUAGGGAGGUGGACAGGACAAGGGUGUUCUUUCCAACUGCAAUGUGUUUUGUGUAUAGGGAUGAAAGAAUGGAAGGUACUGGUUAACUCUUGCAUUAGUGAGGUGGACAGAGCACAGUUUACCAGUGAAAGGGAUGAGAACAUGGAAGAUACUAGUUAACUUUUGCAUUAGUGAGGUGGACAGGGCAGAGUUUACCAGCAAAAAGGAUGAGAGAGUGGAAGAUAUUGUUUAACUCUUGCAAUAGGGAGGUGGGCAGAACAGAGGUGAGAGUUGGAAGUUUUGUAAAGGGAGAGAGAGAGAGGUAUGCAGUUAGGAAGUUGAGACGAGUGUUGACUAUGUAUAUCACUAUGUAUAUGCUUUGUGUUAUGUGUUUAUAUACCAGGAUGAUGUGACGAGGGUAGCCAGGCAGGGUACACACACACACACACACACACACACACACACACACACACACACACACACACACACACACACACACACACACACACACACACACACACACUACACAUAUAACUUCAAUUAUUUGCAUCUAAGUGUACUGUAACUCAAUAUAUAUCAUGUGUAAACUGUACUGGACAAUAAGUGUGAUAUUUUAAAGGAUUGUUGUGACUCGAGUGUGUGUGUGUGUGUGUGUGUGUGUGUGUGUGUGUGUGUGUGUGUGUGUGUGUGUGUGUGUGUGUGUGUGUGUGUGUGGUUAUCAUUUUCCGAAGUGUUUGGUGUGUUUCAAAGAUGUUUCCUUCCUUUGACUCAAUCUCAUCAAGAGGAUUGUGUUGUUUCUCCCAUAAGUAACAUGAGUGUGUACAUCUUAAGGGUACUUCCUCCACGGGCAGAGUAGUGGCUCCCAGAUUAAGUUAGAUUGGGUUAGAUUAGAUUAGAUUGGGUUGGGUUUUGGGUUAGGUUAGGUUACGUUAGAUUGGAUUAGAUUAGAUUAGAUUGGGUUAAGUUAGGUUAGUUUAUGUCAGGUUAGGUUGUUAGAUUAGAUUGAAUUAGGUUAGAUCAGGUUUCAUUAGCUAUUAGGUUAUGAUAGUUUAGGUUAGCUCAGGUUAGGUUAGGUUAGGUUAGGUUAUGAUAGUUUAGUUUAGGUUAGCUCAGGUUAGGUUAGGUUAGGUUAGGUUAUGAUAUGAUAGUUUAGUUUAGGUUAGCUCAGGUUAGGUUAGGUUAGGUUGGAGGAUGUAUUGUUAAGAAUUGCCCAUGAGUGUUAUGGUUUUGCAGUGUUGUGCUUCAGCAGGUGUUUCUGUACCUCUGUAUUUGUGAUGUUCUCAAGAUCAAUUCCUGCCUUUGAACUGUACCUGUUAUACUGCAGAGUUUGUAUUAUUGAUGCUGUUAUUGUCACCAUUAUGUACUCCUCUUAUGUACUACCAAGAUAAAUUCAUACUCUCAUUAUCAGCAUAGUACUUAUUAUUUUAUUUGUUUAUUUAUUUACUUAUUUAUUUUAUUUUUAUUUACUGUUUUUUUAUUAUUUAUUUGUUUAUUUAUUUAUUUAUUUUGUAUAUGAGGUAAAAGGUUUGUUAAUGUUCUGUUUGUUAUUCAGAUUUAAUUUCACACUCUCAAUUUCCAUGCCACAUUUCCACUACUUUCAAAAGAGCCCAGUUGAAGUUACUGGAAUUCUCAAGGAUGCUUUUUAUGGUUCUAGUGACAGUUUAACAAGAUUUCUACACAAUUAAAAGAAGAAACAGUCUUGAGAACCCAGCUAAUCAUCUCUGUGGCCUUUGAAAAUAGUCAUGGUGAGAGAGCGAAGCGUUUCUGAAUACCGCCCUUAGUUGUGGUGGCAUUUUGUUUUGUGAGAGAGAAUGUUAAUGUUCUGUCUUGCUCUUCACCCUCUGAGUUUUAGGCUGGCAAUGUUUUAGUUAUAUGAGAGUUGGUAUGUUAAUGUUUUAUGUGGUAUUCUGAUACAUAAGAGAUCUGUUUUACUCUCAGUUUUGUGUUGGUAAUGGUUUUGUUCAUUGAGGUUUUAUAGUAAGUUAUAAUACCUCUGUGGUUUUGUUAUAUGGUAGUUGGUUUGUUAAUUUCCUGCAUGUUAUUCUGAUACAUAGAGAUCUGUUUUAUCCUCAUCUGUAAGUUACUUUUUUUUUUUUUUUUUUAAUGAGAGAGGAAACGUUAUGUUUUUGUGUAUUUGUUUGAUGGACGAAAAUUAAUUUUAUUCUCUUAUUUUAAAGUCGGUGAUGGGUUUGUGUAAUUUAUAUGAGAGAAAAGAGGUUUGUUGAUGUUUUGUGUGUCUUAUUUUGCUGCAUGAGGAUACAAAUAAUUCUCUCAUUUUUAAUUUGAUGAUUGAAUUUCACUCUCUCAUUUUUAAAGUUGCUGGUGACUUUGUAUUAUUUGAGAAAAGAGGUGUGCUAAUAUUCGCUGUGUGAUUUUAAUGCAUGGACAUCAAUUCAUUUCUCACAUUUUAAGGUUGGUAAUGGUUUUCUGAUAUUUAUGUGAAAGAAGAGAUGUUUGGUAAUGUUCUAUGUAUUAUUCUGAUUCAUGAAGAUCUAUUCUACUUUCACUUUUAAAUUGGUAAUGGUUUUUCUGAUAUUUACAUGAUAGAAGAGAGGUUUGGUAAUGUUCUGUGUAUUAUUCUGAUUCAUGAAGAUCUAUUCUACUUUAAUGUUUAAGUUGGUAAUGGUUUUGUGUUAGAGAGAUGAGAUAUGUUCAGGUGUUUUCUUGUGUUAUUUUGAGAACAGCUUCGUUGGUCUUCCUUCAUGUUAUUUUGACAGUACUUAUGUGAUUGUUUCUCUCUUUAGUCAAUAUGCAGUGAAGAUUACUCAUUACCCACAUCUGUUAUUUUGGGAGCAUCUUUUGUUGUUUUCCCUUAUUUCAAGGAUGUAGUACUUAUAUGAAUUGUGUCUUUCUACUUUAACUAGUACGCAAUGAAAAGUAUGUGUUAUCCCCCCCCACAUUUUAUUUUGGGAGCAUCUUUUGGUUUUUAUUUCUUAUUAUUAUUUUGAGAAUACUUAUCUGAUUGCUAUUUUUCUAAUUUGCUAACAGAGUACUUACAUAUACUUUAAUUAACAUAUAAUGAAAAGUACUUAUUUUCCACCAUGUGUGUUGUUUCAUAAGCUAUUGUUGUUAUUUUUAGUCAUAUUUUGAUAGAAGUUAAGUUAAUUUUUUUCUUUAAUUAAUAUGAAAUCUACUUUAAAUAACAAGAUGAAAAGUACUUAUUUUUUUCCAAUGCAUUAUCUUGAAAGCCAUUCUAGUUGUUUUUGCCUUUGUGUUUUGACAGUACUGAUGUGACCAGUAUUCUAUCAUACCUAACCUAACCUGACCCCUGCCCUAAGUAGCUAUGAUGGCCGGUGCUCAGGUCAUCCCAUGUAUCCCAGUUACCCGAAGAAACUGCUAUGUGGCAAUAGUUAACCUUUUCACUGCUAAUGACACACAGUUCUUGACCCACAAACUGCUAGGGUGUCUUUCCUCUCAUUGUAUUGGUUAGGUACUUGAAAACUCUACAAUCUUUAACUCAUUCCUCGCUUUACACACUAAUAUGACACCUUUCCUUUCAUUCAGUGUAUUGGCUAAGUACUGAAAAAAACUGUUCAUUUUGACUUAUUUUUCCCUUAACCCUCAAACCACUAUGAUGUCUUUCCUUUCAUUCACUAUAUUGGCUGGGUAAUAGAAAGCUCUUAUUCUUUUUAAAUCUUUUCUCCUUUUUUUAAUAAUCAUGAUCUUUACAAUGAAGGGAUUAGCAGUGUAAUUAAUUAAUCAAAACCUAGCCAAAUCUAACCAAAACCUAACUAACCCUAACCUAACAUGACCUAGCCCUUGGAAGGAAACACUACUGUCACUUCAAUAUCAUCCGAGUGUUGCAGUGAAAAGGUUAAUACGUGUUUGCUGCGCCUGACUGACGGCUUGCAAGUACCGAUGACUGUGGCUGUGCUUAGUAAUGGUGGAGAUGUUUAUACGUAUGUUAUAUCCUCAUAUAUCCCACAUCUAUUUUCUGGCUUUUUUAAAUGGGUGAAUAGAGCAAUGUAAGAUGGCUUUUUCAAAUAAAUUUACACAUAAUA
This is a messenger RNA of Scylla paramamosain (green mud crab), 10471 nucleotides long. RefSeq lists its product as uncharacterized. The record is from RefSeq and is a predicted model, not a curated record. The transcript is spliced from 6 exons. Bases 314 to 1150 code for a protein of 278 amino acids. Lineage: Eukaryota; Metazoa; Arthropoda; Malacostraca; Decapoda; Portunidae.